Messenger RNA from Striga asiatica, 1067 nucleotides. The record is from the annotation of a GenBank genome assembly. NCBI's taxonomy places the organism in Eukaryota, Viridiplantae, Streptophyta, Magnoliopsida, Lamiales, Orobanchaceae.
CCAAUAUCGGUAUCCUUAGGCCCAGAGGCAGCCCAAAGCAAUAUUAUGUACGUACGUGGAGAAACGCAUUGGGGAUCAAGACUCAAAAUCCAUCCAAAAUUCACUCCAAUUUCGCAGUCGUCGGCCGGCGAUCUCUACUCCCCAGCCAACUGCAAAACACUUAAACAGAGGCCGGAAAAACAGUAGCCAUGGGCGCAGGCUUCCUCGUCGGAGUUUUCGGGGUUUUGUUCCUCUCACACGCGGCCUACUCCACCAUCCAGUAUAGAUCCCUGCUCAAGAUCACCGAGGAUGAGUUUUCAGGGCCACCAAUCAACGUAGUAAUUGAGCUGAUUGGAGGACUAUUGUUGUGUAUGUGGGCUGCUUUAACCGUCCCUGGGAAGUUCUUGUCGAUACUCCCACAUUCUGAUGAGAAUAGGGUGGUAAGCUUACCAGCCAAUCUGGAUUUCAUGAUCUUCAACCAUCGUGGGAAAGCAUUUCCUUUGCCAAUGGAGGUUGAAGCUAUGUAAUGAUACAAUGUGGCACUGCAAAUUAGUUAACCUAUGAGAUGUUUGAUCGACACUGUGCGAAUUAGGUUCAAUGCUUAUUUGCUGCAAGAGGCAAAUGCAGAAUUUAUUAUGCAUUUAAAUUGUUGCAUUAAGGGAAAGAUGAUGAUAGUGUUGGUUCUUAUGUUUAUUUGUUGUACUCUUUUAAGGUGGCACUUUUCUUCUUAUGGUCCUUGUGGAUGGCAAACUAGAGUGUGCCUACUGUUAUUUUUUGCUACUACUGUUAGCCAAAUUGCGAUAUUUAGGCUGCUAAAAUGUUUUAUUUUCUAUCUAGCAUAUUAUUAAUAAACUAGCCUUUGAUUAUAGUUUUUCAAGGAAUACUGUUUAAGUUUUUCUAAAAUAUGGGCAAUCUUUUUGGUGGGUUUAUUAGUAUUUGGUAUGCAGAACAUUAGCUACUGGAAUGAAAUUUGAUACCAAUGCUUUUAUAUAAUGGCAGGUGGAGAUACUAAAUUGCAGAUAAGAUCUCAUGUUUCAGUGUGUAUUUGAAUUCUGUGUUUUAUUUCAUUUGAUAAAUUACGAACCAAG